Acomys russatus (golden spiny mouse) is the source of this 846-nucleotide messenger RNA. Its product is annotated as E3 ubiquitin-protein ligase RNF138-like. Lineage: Eukaryota; Metazoa; Chordata; Mammalia; Rodentia; Muridae. The record is from RefSeq and is a predicted model, not a curated record. The coding region runs from base 10 to 759 and encodes 249 amino acids. The transcript has a single exon.
GUUACCACCAUGGCCGAGGAAGAGUCAGCCUCCUCGCCUUACACGGAAGAUGAUUUCUACUGUCCCAUCUGCCAAGAAGUAUUUAAGACGCCAGUUCGGGUCGCGGCCUGUCAGCACGUCUUCUGCCGAAAAUGUUUCCUGUCUGCAAUGAAGGAAAGCCGGAUCCACUGCCCCCUGUGCCGUGGAAAUGUGACCAGGAGAGAACGAGGAUGUCCAGAGAGGGCCCUGGAUCUUGAAACCAUCAUGAAAAGUUUUCCAGGAAACUGUCGGUGUUGUUCCCAACGGGUUGAACUCUAUCGCAUGAGACAGCACUACAAAACUUGCGAAAAGUACCAAGAUGAAUUCGGAGCUGGAGCUUCUUCAACUGCUCCAACUUUUCAAAUGUCUCCAGAUUCCGUGGGUAACAGCAGCAACGAGGCAUCCAUCUCGGAAAAUGCGGAGACUUAUCAUGAAGAAGACGACAGUGCCAAUCCACCUAACCAGCCUACCUACGAUUGUCCCCUGUGCGAAGAAGUUAACAUGACCAGGCAGCAUUUGUUGGAUCAUUGCAACCGCAGCCAUCGAGGCCACCUUGUUCCAGUUAUUUGUCCAAUCUGCCUGUCUCUUCCAUGGGGUGACCCUACCCAACUGACAAGAAAUUUUCUUAGUCAUCUAAACCAAAGGCAUCAGUUUGAUUAUGGAGAUUUCGUCAAUCUUCAAAUGGAUGAGGAAACUCAGUACCAAAUUGCUCUGGAGGAGUCUUUCCAUAUUAACAUCUAGAGAGACUUUUCCUUAGCGAUGUAAUUGCUCCUAAGGGACAAUUUACACGAAGUCAUCAUUUCAAUAACUUGACGUGUUUUAAAUAAA